Messenger RNA from Spizellomyces punctatus DAOM BR117, 1764 nucleotides. RefSeq lists its product as uncharacterized. The record is from RefSeq and is a predicted model, not a curated record. Gene Ontology annotation, biological process: protein O-linked glycosylation. Gene Ontology annotation, cellular component: Golgi apparatus. Gene Ontology annotation, molecular function: alpha-1,3-mannosyltransferase activity. Lineage: Eukaryota; Fungi; Chytridiomycota; Chytridiomycetes; Spizellomycetales; Spizellomycetaceae. Bases 46 to 1626 code for a protein of 526 amino acids. The transcript has 3 exons.
CAUUGCGUCUGCGUUUGAUACUUACCAUCUCGCAUCAUCCAAGCAAUGUUCUUGUUCAAAAAGACGGUUCAACGAUUCAUGUCAGCAAUUUUCUUGUUUGCCCUUCAACCGCAUCACCUGAAAAUUAUCAACUAUGCUUACCUAAUAAACUUUGCUCGCGUUCGUGACGCGCAACGACCCAAAGCUUCUUCCAAUGCGACUUUGGCCAGUAGAGCAGUCAUGUACCAUUCUGCUCUGUCGAGAAUCAUGUUCCGCAGACGUCUAAUUCUCCUUCUAAUCAUCGCAACGACCUUUCUUUUCCUAUCAUGGUGGCCAUCUUCAAGUAGCAAAUCGUCGCUCCGACACAGCAAGGACACCUCCCAGCUUACUGAAGGCUUCCUUUACACCCAAGAAGAUGACACAGUAGCCGAUCAAAGUGGAUAUAAAUGGGAAGAUGUGCCACUCUCGCAAAGUCCGCUCAAUACAACGUUCGAAGAUAUGCCAAACUUGCGAGCGCGUAUUCUCGCAUUUAGCAACGCAUUUCAAUAUUCAAAGUCAAGAAAACCAGUCGAAGACGCCAUCCGUUUGCUUUACCCAUGGCUUCCCGUAAAUGAAAUUUCCGUGUUACGCGGAAAAGGAAGAGGGCUUGUAUAUACAUUUGGAGACCACGACUUGGCCCUAGCGUAUCCCUUGAUUGUAGGGAUGCGUCUGGUUCACCGCUGCAAACUUCCAAUCGAAAUCUGGUACAUGGGAGAAGAGGAUCUCUCUGCAAGUAACCGUGAACUUUUAGCAAAGAUCCCCGGCGUAAAGUGUAAAGAUCUUACGAAGGUCAUCGAUAUCUCAAUUGCAGGCUACGGCGGAUGGGGAGCAAAGCCGUUUGCACUCCUAGCAUCAUCUUUUGCAGAGCCCAUUUUCAUGGACGCUGAUGCAGUGUUCUUUAAAGAUCCGUCUGCAUUAUACGCACACCCGGGCUACAUCGGUACCGGUGCAGUCUUUUUCCAUGAUCGGACCUCGGGUUGGGUAGGGUCAGCAAAAGAUCUACAAUGGCUGCUAUCUGUCAUUCCAAAUCCUUCUAGUCGAACAUAUGGCUCACGGUAUAUUUAUGGAAAGAGCCAACAUGAGCAAGAGUCAGGAGUGGUAGUGAUCAACAAAGCAAGAGUGUUCCCAGGAUUACUAGCAGCAUGCUUGCUAAAUUCAAAACCAUGGGCUAGUAAAGUUUAUCAGCGGGUAUGGGGUGAUAAGGAAACGUUCUGGAUAGGUUUUGAAAUGAGCGGGAUACCCUACGCGUGGAACCCAGGAUAUGGAGGUGCUAUGGGUCAAUUCUCUGGGGACAAAUUGCGAGUCUGCGGUAGACAAUUGGCGCAUGGCGACCACCAAGGAGCACUUCUCUGGGUGAACAACGGUUUACGAACUCCCCAAAAACUUCCACCAUCCAAACACGCCCAGCCGAGCAUUUGGAUGAAUGAUCGGAGCGGAUUUAAUUUGGACUGGACCACAGACGGGUCGGACUGCCUCCUUGCGACGGCUGGCAUUCCGACUGAGCUAACAGCCAAGGAGAAACAAAUCUGGGAUGCAUUCGUGAAAAUAGACGCGCAUCUCACCGCAAAAGGGAUGGACUAUCCUGUUGCGCUGGAGUUGAACAUUUAGGUGGUGACGACACAUAUAUUACACUUACAUCUGUAUAGUAGACACACUAUAAUAACUUAACGGAAGAGUUCUCCCUCAUGAAUGAUACGGUAGUUAUUAUGCGUUUUGUCGAACAUUAUGGAAUUCAAAGGGUUUGAA